CGCAGCACGCUGUAGGAACCGCGUCUGCAGGUAGCGGGCGCUGCGGCGCGCGCACGGUCCUAGCGCCGUGGGUGUCUGCGCGACCUCGUCCGCAUCCGCGCGUCCACGACAAGACCCACGCCCGCGUUCCCGUUCACGCGAUCCAAGGCGGUGCGCUGGAAACGGACGUCGUGUAUUCCGUCGGUGUGUGUGCGGGAGGGACAAGCCCACGCGUGGAGCCAUCUUCAGUGUUCAAGGUAUUUGACUUCUACCUGUUGUAAAAAUGUCGCUUUACCCAUCUUUAGAAGACAUGAAGGUGGAUAAGUUCAUGCAGGCCCAGAAUGCUUACGCAGCGAGUGCGUCGAAACCGGCUCUGCUGGCCGAGGCAUCCAAUGAGAGCUCUGCGGAGGAGGGGAACGGACUUUAUCCAAAGCUGUAUCCGGAGCUCACUGAGUUCAUGGGCCUAAACCUCACGGAAGAUGCGCUUCGCCAAGCCCUCGCCACGGUGCCCACUGGCGAUUACUCUGGGCAAGUGGCCACCAGGCCGUCCGCUCUCAGCUACAUGACAGCCCCGAUCACGGGGCGCGACUGCGGCGUUCUCAGGGCCGAGGUCAAGCAGGGCGUCCGCGAGGUCAUCCUCUGCAAAGACAUGGACGGCAAGAUCGGACUGCGCUUGAAAUCCGUGGACAACGGAAUCUUCGUACAGCUCGUGCAGGCCAACACAGCUGCGGCGCUCGGGGGGCUGCGUUUCGGGGACCAGGUGCUCCAGAUCAACGGGGAGAACUGUGCCGGCUGGAGCACGGACAAGGCCCACAAGGUGCUGAAGAACGCCGGCGCCGAGAGGAUAGCGCUCGUGGUGCGGGACAGGCCGUUCGAGCGCACCGUCACCUUGCACAAAGACGCCAGCGGCCAACUGGGCUUCAUUUUCAAGAAGGGGAAGAUCACCUUCAUCGUGAAGGACAGCUCGGCCGCCCGCAACGGCCUGCUCACCGAGCAGCACAUCUGCGAGGUGAACGGGCAGAACGUCAUCGGACUCAAGGAUUCUCAGAUUACGGACAUACUGAACUCCGGUGGGAAUGUGAUUACCGUAACUAUCAUGCCUGCAGUCAUCUUUGAGCACAUGAUGAAGAAGAUGUCCACGAGCAUCGUGAAGAGUCUCAUGGACCACUCCAUCCCAGAAGUGUGACCCGAGAGCCUCUGCGAAGGAGCCCUGGAUUCUGGAGCGUUCCCACCCCACUCCCUCUUGCUGGGAUUUCAACGUGCCGCCCCUCCCCCUCCCGUACCGCCGCUUUCUGCCCGGUAACAGGCGACGGAUGCGUUGCGUGUGCUGAGCGUGCGUACGAGCCCUUGCCCUCGUGUGAGAACAAAGCCCCCAGCGAAGACGGCCCAGGAAACGCCUGCGGACCCUCUGCUCCAGUGUGUUGCUUUGCUCUCUCCUGCAGUGUCUUGUGUGUUUGUAUCGUUCCAGAAACGUUUCGUCUGGGUGUCUCCAUAAGGAAAGCACCGCGCUUUUCUUUCAGUUUCAGGGUGGAACUUGUUUAUAUUUAAAACAAAUUUAAAAAAAAAAAAAAAAGACAGAUUUUGCAGGGAGUCGCUUUUAAACUCAGUUGUGCUUCCUUCCUUAAUGUUAGGUCUUAGGUCUUCGUUUUUAUCCAGUUUGCUUCUUGCACGGAAACGUAAUACGGCUUCAGGUGCUGUAGUUUGUUUUAAAUGAAUACAUUUAAAUUGCGACCAUAUGACAGCUUUCAAGAAACUGUACAGAAGUGGAUGCAUGCUUGGGUCCAGUGGCCGAGGAGAAAAAAAAAAAUCUUUCAGGUAAUUUUAAAGUUCUGUUGUUCUGCUCAUGUCAUUUUGUAAAUAGGACUUUGAGCAAAAGAAGGUUGGUUAUUAGAAACAUCUUGUAUUUAUAGAAGUACCAAAUGUGAUUAUGAUGUGUUUAAUGUGUCCCAGCUGACGUGCUGGUCUCCAUCUCCUCCAUAUAGCAUCUGGGAAAUGUCAUGCAUAUGUGAGGUUUUUGGUAUUCUGAGACAUUUCAUGUAGGUUUUAGUUUCACAGUGUAUUUGCCAUUGUCAAGAGUCUCAAUGGAAUAAUUCAGUGUAGUACAGUAAUAAAGCAGCAUAAGCAUUCAGUACCUUGUUUUUUUCCUCCCCUGCUUUUGCAUGUAUUGACACCCCGUGAAAGGAAAUAAUAGAUUUAGUAACAGUUUCUGUGGUUUUUUUGCAUGAACUGAAAUAGAACCAGCAAUAACUAUAACCAAAUAAGUCAAAAGUGAAAAGAAAGGUUUAUUUUUUUUAAUCGGGACAUGUGGAAUAUUUUGUGACUUUGACACCCGCAGUAAACCAUCAGUUGGUGUAAAACCACCAACAAACAGUGUCCCACAAUAUAUACUACAAGGUUUAAUAAAAAAAAAAAGAAAAGGCAACAUCUCAUAGAUAUGACAUAAAAGGAAUUAGAAGGAAUCAAAGUGUAUGCCGUCUCAGUGACACACUGGCUCAUGGAGGGAUUGCCGGUUUGCUUUCAUCUCAGGCAAUCCUGCUCAUGUUCCUAAAUCAUCAUUCAGUUCAUAUGAUGUUCUUUGACCAUCAUGCAAAAAAAAAAAAAAAAAGGGUUUAUUACCGCA
This is a messenger RNA of Scleropages formosus (Asian bonytongue), 2599 nucleotides long. It is a transcript of the gene sdcbp, whose product is annotated as syndecan binding protein (syntenin). The coding region runs from base 263 to 1165 and encodes 300 amino acids. Gene Ontology annotation, cellular component: cytoplasm; plasma membrane. The record is from RefSeq and is a predicted model, not a curated record. NCBI's taxonomy places the organism in Eukaryota, Metazoa, Chordata, Actinopteri, Osteoglossiformes, Osteoglossidae. Gene Ontology annotation, molecular function: protein binding. The transcript is spliced from 9 exons.